GAUUAAUUCGCAAAAUUCAGAUUACAAUGAUGAUGUUAUACAACCUAAUUUGACCGGUUCUUCACAAGACCUCGAUAGCGAUAUUUUGUUAAACAAAUAUUCUUUACCUAAUUUGGCUGGUUCUUCACAAGAACUUGAUAACAAUAUUUCAUUAGAUGAGGAUUCUUUAUUAAAUUCAGUUAAUUUUUUACAAGACCUCGAUGAUAAUAUUUUGUUAAACGAAGAUAGCUUCACUAUUGAUUCCUCUGGUGAUGACGAAGAAUUUCAGUCGGUUGAUGAGGAAUCUUCUUCAGAUGAACUAUUGUUAAAUGAUAAUAAAUUGUUUGUGACACCUGAAUAUUUAGAAGAAUCAGAUACGGAAAAUACAUCCACAAACAUAAAUAUGAAUAAUUUUUGGAUUCUUUUAUGGAUCUUAAAAUAUCAAGAAAGAUUCAGGCUUCUAGAUAUUACAGUCAAUUCAUUAAUCAAAUUCUUUAGGGUAGUAUUGUCUGAUGCUAAUGAAAAAUGA
Molecule: messenger RNA, 508 nt
Organism: Funneliformis caledonium
Lineage: Eukaryota; Fungi; Glomeromycota; Glomeromycetes; Glomerales; Glomeraceae
Source: the annotation of a GenBank genome assembly